AUGACUAAGUCGCUUCUCCAGAGUUUGCUAACCACACAGUUUUCGGUCUCCCUCUCAUGUCAUCAACCAUCACUACUAGAGAUACCUUCUAACCCACCUUUCUCAACAACAGUUCAGUCGUACACUGAAGAUCAUUUGUACACUCCCAAUGAGCGCGAAGCUUUGGCCCGUCACUUGAUUGCGGAUAGCAACAUUGACAGCUAUGAGAAAUACGAGGAGGUGAUGUUUGCCCUGCAUGGGUACAUCAACCCUCUCAGAAAGACUUAUUGGAAGAGGAAGGCUCGCGAUGCCGAGGAAUUGUUCACCAUUCAGAGGCGCGAGCGCCUUGCCAUCGAACUUCUUGGCUUUAUCAAAGGUAUGAUGAGUCUUGGUUACGUCCUGUGUGGUUGUGGGGAGGCGGCUGACAUUAGUGGAUGGAUGCCUCUUUUGAUGACAAUGAGAUCGGUGAAGGCAACGUUUUAUGUUCCUGCCCCUACUGGAAAGAACAGGAUAUGUACUUUCGUCGUAGACAGGCUGACAGCCGAGGCCUGUGAGUAA
Neurospora tetrasperma FGSC 2508 is the source of this 537-nucleotide messenger RNA. RefSeq lists its product as uncharacterized. NCBI's taxonomy places the organism in Eukaryota, Fungi, Ascomycota, Sordariomycetes, Sordariales, Sordariaceae. The transcript has a single exon. The coding region runs from base 1 to 537 and encodes 178 amino acids. The record is from RefSeq and is a predicted model, not a curated record.